CAGCUGCAGUAGUGCCAAUACUUUACUAGUAACUUACACUCAGGACAGGCUCAGCACAGGGGUCGGCAGGAGUCGGACUAAAAAUAUCUGAGAUUCAGUCAGUCAUCAUCUGCCUUUAGCCGCUGCUGGUGUUACCAGACACCAGAGAGAUAAUUCUUGUUGCCAUCUUCUUCUUGUUUGUGUCACAGACGUGUAAAGUGAACAUACAAACUAGUAUUAUGGUCUGGUCUGGAAGUAGAUCGAUUCAACUGUCUACAGUCUAUGUUCUGAACUUAAGCUUCUGCAAGAAUUGUGCACGGCCAAGAUAUCAUUUGCUGUACUAAUACCCUCUACUGGAUCCUUGUGAGUUUGUUUCAACAAGAAGCCGUCAGCCUCACAGUGAGAAGGAAUCCACACAGAAUCUUCCAAAAGAUAAGACUUUUUUUAUUAUCAUUAUUUUUUGACUUAAAGGGCCAUUAUACACUCAUUUUUUCUUUGCAUAAAUGUUUUGUAGAUUAUCUAUUUAUAAAGCCCAUAAAGUUUUUUUUUUUUUUUUUUAAAUGUAUAAUUUUGCUUAUUUUUAAAUAACAUUGCUCUGAUUUUCAGACUCCUAACCAAGCCCCAAAGUUUUAUUUGAAUACCGUCAGCUACCUACUCCAGCUUGCUCCUGUUUGUGUAAAGGGUCUUUUCAUAUGCAAAAGAAGGGGGAGUGUCUUAUUUCCCACCUGCAGUGGGCUUUCCAACUGUCUUUUCAACAGAGCUAAACUGAAAGCUUCUAAGCAGCCAUAUUGCUUCUGUAGGAGCAUUGAAAGGAGUACAUCAAAACACUGUACUAAAAAGGGCUGUCCGGUAUUGAUAAUACACUAAAUUUUAUUAUUGCCUCCGUCUUUAACUGCACCUGCAGAAGAUGUCAGAGAAAGGGGUGCGUGCAGUGUUGGAAACGAUGUGUAGUCUUGCAAUUCUUGCACCUACAAAACCUGAACAAUUGUUGAGCAGACGCAUAUUUGACAAUGUCUACAAGAAAGACAUCGGUUUUGGAUAAGGAUUCUAAAGACAUUCAACGUAUGCGCAAAGAAAUUAAUGAACGAAGAUAUGCUCGGAACGAUAUCAUCAAUUAUCAUCAGCCGAGUUAGAGCUGGACACUGAAGAUCCUGAUGCUCCUGAUGACGAAAUAUGGGGGGGGUGGGGCAGGCAGGCAUUUUAAACAGCCACAAGAGAAACAAACAAUUGAAGAAAAUGAGGUUUACUUGCCAAAUGAUGAAAUAUGGAUUUAUGAAUUUGACAGUGGCUUGUGGACAAUGCAUAUAACUGAUGGUGAUAUGCCUCCUUCCAUGUCUGGCAGUUGCGGUGCCUGCCUGAAUAGUAAUCUCUAUAUUUUUGGUGGAUAUGAUGACAAGGGAUACAGCAAUAAGCUGUACUUUAUGAAUCUUCAGCUAAAAUCUGGACACUACACAUGGAAGCACAUUAAAACGUUUAAAGGCCAGCCACCCACAGCGCGAGAUAAACUUUCUUGCUGGAUCUACAAAGACAGGCUAAUCUAUUUUGGAGGCUAUGGAAGCCGAAAACACAAUGAACUGAAUGAUUGCUUUGAUGUACACGAUGCAUCAUGGGAAGACCAGUUGUUUUGGGGAUGGAACAAUGAUGUCCAUGUUUUUGACACAAACACAAAUACAUGGCUUCAACCGGUUGUAAAAAAAAAUGCACCUAAAGCACGAGCUGCCCAUUCCUGUGCUGUGUUAGGAAAUAAAGGAUAUGUGUUUGGUGGGCGUGUACUGCAUACACGGAUGAAUGAUUUGCAUUUUAUAAAUUUGGACACUUGGACUUGGUCUGGAGGAAUUACAGUUAAUGGAGGGAAGCCACAGGGCAGAUCAUGGCAUACACUUACUCCUGUUUCUGAUGACCAGUUAUUCCUUUUUGGUGGGCUUAGUGCCGAUAGUGUGCCAUUAAGUGAUGAAUGGAUUUACAGUGUCAAAACUAAUGAAUGGAAACAGUUUAAACAUUUGGCUAAAGACAGGCCAAGGUUAUGGCACACAGCAUGCCUUGGAAAAGAAAGUGAAGUUUUGGUUUUUGGUGGUAGCAAAGAUGACCUGCUCUCAUUAGACACGGGCCAUUGUAAUGAUUUGCUCAUCUUUCAGAUUCAACCCUAUUCUUUGCUUAGGUUAUGCCUGGACUCCAUUGGGAAAAAUGCUUCAGUGUUGGAAAACCAAAUAUCAUUGUUACCUAAAAAACUUCUCCAACAAGCAAUGAAAAGAAUUACAUUUUGGGCUGCAACUAAAUACAGACAGAACAAGAAACAUCAUUACUAUGAUGAAGAGAACAACAAUGGUAUUUAAUUACCAAAGGGUGGGGAUACACAAAAUGCUGUUUUGCAAGUAAAACACCAUUUAUUGAUUUAUUUUUUAAAGCCAAGUGUUACAAGUAGUUGAUAUUUGUGACAACUUUGAGUUUUUAGUUCUUUAGUUACUUGAAAGGAAUUUGAUGUUUAAAAUGGUUACCUUUUAUGUAAAGGUCUUGUCAAAAGAAAUGUAUUAAUAUGUGUCUCUACUCCGUAGGAGCUUUGUGUGUUCCACAAAUUGUAUAGUACAUCAUCAAUACAUGAUUAUAUUUGAAUAAAACUGGGACAUGUACAUUGCAUUUUUGAAGUAGUCGUGGUUAAUUAACCUAUAGGAAAGUAGUCACAAUAAAAAAACCACUAAUAGAGGCAGCAGUGUUCUGUAUGCUCUGUGAAGAUAAGUGGCUACAUUUUAAUUUCUAUUUAAUAAAAAUUUUACAUAACAGAAAAAUGUAUGUUAAUUUCAGAUUCGCUUUCAAUUCCUUAUGCUGGAAUCUGUCAUUUUGAAUUGUAAUUGUUAAUUACUUUAACUGCAGUGAAGAAAAAAUGUUUAUCUACAUUAAACGGGCAUUGUACCCAAGUUUUUGUUUUGCACAUUAAAUGAGGUGUUUUACAAAUAUAUUGCAUUUUUUAUUAAAUUAAUGAUCUUGUGCUGAUUAAAACAACAAAAUGCUUAUUUCUUUCCAUCAGUACAGAUGUGGGGAUUGCCGUUUACAAACCUAUGAACAACUAAUACUGAAGUGUCAGUUUUUACGCAAACAUUUGUUUCCUGUUAGUUAUAAAGUUAAACAUAUUUUUGAAAAAUGCAUGGAAACCUAUUUUAACAUGAAAUUAAAUUGCUGUUAUUUCAUUGUGAGAGAGUUGUUCACGUACAAUGUCCAUUUAAUGUAUCCUUAGUCCAUGUUAAUGUAAUCCUGUUUAACAAAAAACAAACCCAUAAACUUUUGAAUGUCCAUAUACCAUGUUUAAUACGUUUUUGCAGGUAAUAAUAUCACAAAAACAUUCUUUCAGCAAACAUAAUUUUGUUUUAUACUCUAUUGCAGUGUUUAUCAACUUGUAGAGGUAUUGAAUACAGAGUUAAAGCACUGCUUUGCAGCUGCAGAGCACUACUGGUCCCAAGUGUAAACUGCCAGUAAUAUGAUCAGUAGCAGUAGUCACACAGGUGGGUCACUAUAAUGGCCCUUUAUCCUGGUAAUCCUAAAAAUCUGUUCUGUUAGUGUCCCCUGAGGAAUACAAUUGAGAAACUCUGCUCUGUUGUGAAAGUACAUAGAGCAAUGAUUCCAUAUUGCUGAACUUAUUUUGAAGGUGAUGGCUAAGUUCAGAAGAUAGUAGAAUAUACAAAUUAAGUUUUAUUGUGCCAUAGGUUUGCUGCUUCUAUUCUUGCAUAUACCUGCCUAUGUCCUCUUCUGCUAAAAGGAGAUAUACCAUCAGAUGCCCUCUCCAACUGGUAGAAAUAUGAGAUCAACUCCAAUAUUAUGAAAUCUUUCUUCAUAUGCUAUUAGUUUAAUGUUUUUUAAUGGUUUAUUGGUAACCAAUCCUCUAUUUUCUCAUUUUAUGUACUACAUUUCUAAACCUUCAAAUAAAAUUUGUCAGUUUAAAAAUAUUAAAGUUCAUCAACAAAUAUUUUAUUCCACAUUUAAGCAUAUUAUUGUCAUGAUGAUUUCUUAAUAAACUUGUGUUUGUUUUUUCCCAUAAAAUCUAAAAAAGUGGCUAGUAAAAAUAUGGUACAGUUUUUCUCUGUGUUGAAGGUUAAAAUGUAUACGUAUGCAAACAUGUACGUAUGUAAAAUAUGUUAUAUUUUUUGUUAAUGACUAUUCAAAAUAUAUAUUUUACUGUAUUUCCUGCUUUCUUAGUUAAGCUUUAUAUUGUUUAUUUUAUAUUCUUCUGUUCUGCUAUUGUAGAAGUCAUAAAAGUACUUUAUGUAACGUACAGAUUACCGUUGGGAAAACCACGACUUCUAAAAUAUUUUUCAGAUAUAAUAAAAACUUGAAACAGUA
This is a messenger RNA of Bombina bombina (fire-bellied toad), 4308 nucleotides long. RefSeq names its product kelch domain containing 1 (gene KLHDC1). Bases 1134 to 2312 code for a protein of 392 amino acids. Gene Ontology annotation, molecular function: protein binding. The transcript is spliced from 18 exons. The record is from RefSeq and is a predicted model, not a curated record. Lineage: Eukaryota; Metazoa; Chordata; Amphibia; Anura; Bombinatoridae.